Messenger RNA from Bombina bombina (fire-bellied toad), 4045 nucleotides. RefSeq names its product ADAM metallopeptidase with thrombospondin type 1 motif 1 (gene ADAMTS1). Gene Ontology annotation, biological process: extracellular matrix organization; proteolysis. Gene Ontology annotation, cellular component: extracellular matrix. The coding region runs from base 180 to 2960 and encodes 926 amino acids. Gene Ontology annotation, molecular function: metalloendopeptidase activity; zinc ion binding. The record is from RefSeq and is a predicted model, not a curated record. The transcript is spliced from 9 exons. Lineage: Eukaryota; Metazoa; Chordata; Amphibia; Anura; Bombinatoridae.
CAUGCUCCCAUCUGUAUUCAUUCAGUGAGCUGGUGUGCAGCAUCAGAGCACCUAGCAAAAAUAGACUUGAUUCCUUUCAAACCAUUUAUUGGAGAUUUCAUUGAGAACACUCCACUGUUACAAGUUUGCAAACUUUUAGACUUUGUGUGAGCAGAAAAGUUGUUUGCAAGUUACUAAGGAUGAGUCGUGUGAGGUGUAUGCUGCCCUGUAUGGCAGCUCUGCUGUGUGUCAGGAUGGUCCUGGGCGCCCUUAUGGAGGAAGAGUUGGUGGCCCCUGUCAAGGUGGAAGAUGCCCAGGGGCUACCUGAGAGUGACAAAGUUGUGUAUCGCCUGGACGCUUUUGGGCAGAGUAUAACUCUUGAGUUAGAGCCAGACCCCAGUUUCCUGGCUCCGGACUUCAGCCUGCAGUAUGUUGGUAGCCCCAAAUCUAAUGGACUAGGUGAAGAGGCUGCAGAACCCAUGGGCGACCUAAGCAAAUGCUUCUACUCUGGUACUGUUAAUGGAGAUACUGCUUCCAGCGCUGCCCUGAGUCUAUGCAAUGGCAUCAGAGGGGCAUUUUACUUUAAUGGACAAGAGUACUUCAUACAGCCCAGCAACCAUACCCUAAGAGUGGAUGGCUCCAACCCUGCAAGCCCUCUGGCGCUCCAUCUGAUCCGCAAGCGCAGCCAUGCUAAAGCCAAGUGCGGAGUGACUGACACUGUCCCUCAACAGGGGCAAGCAGAGGAGCCUCCCCAGAAAGUCAUGACUCCCCCAGGAUCAGGAAGCACAAGGAAAAAAAGGUUUGUGUCCAGUCCUCGCUAUGUGGAAACCAUGCUUGUUGCUGACCAAUCAAUGGCUGAAUUCCAUGGAAGUAGCUUAAAACAUUAUCUUCUAACUCUGAUGGCUGUAGCUGCUAAGCUAUAUAAACAUCCCAGCAUCCGAAAUUCAAUCAGCCUGGUAGUUGUAAAAAUCCUUGUUAUCUAUGAUGAACAGAAGGGACCUGAUGUGACUUCUAACGCUGCCCUGACGUUGCGAAACUUCUGCAGCUGGCAGAAGCAGCAUAAUCCUCCCAGUGACCGGCAUGCAGAACAUUACGAUACAGCUGUCCUUUUUACAAGACAGGAUCUUUGCGGUGCCAAGACAUGUGAUACCCUUGGGAUGGCCGAUGUUGGAACAAUAUGUGACCCAACACGAAGUUGUUCUAUCAUUGAGGACGAUGGCUUGCAAGCAGCAUUUACCACAGCCCAUGAAUUAGGACACGUGUUUAAUAUGCCACAUGAUGAGGCAAGUCAAUGUUCAAGCUACAAUGCAGCAAAUCAAGAUUCUCAUAUGAUGGCUUCAAUGCUUUCAAAUUUGGAUCGCCAAGAACCCUGGUCUCUGUGCAGUGCUUAUAUGAUUACAUCAUUUUUGGACAAUGGGCAUGGAGAGUGUUUAUUGGACAAACCCCACAGACCAAUCCAACUCCCCUCAGAUCUCCCUGGAACAUUGUAUGAUGCCAAUAAACAGUGCCAAUUUACAUUUGGAGAUGAGUCCAGACAUUGUCCAGAUGCAGCCAGCACGUGUACGACCUUGUGGUGCACUGGUGUCUCUGGGGGACUGCUCGUGUGCCAAACUAAACACUUCCCUUGGGCAGAUGGAACCAGUUGUGGAGACGGCAAAUGGUGCAUUAAUGGAAAGUGCCUGAACAAGUCUGAUAAAAAACAUUAUGAGACUCUAGUUCAUGGAGGCUGGGGCUCCUGGGGCCAGUGGGGACAAUGCUCAAGAACCUGUGGUGGAGGCGUCCAAUAUUCUAUUCGAGAGUGUGACAGCCCUGUUCCACAAAAUGGUGGAAAAUACUGUGAAGGGAAACGGGUUCAGUAUCGGUCAUGCAACAUUGAGGACUGCCCAGAUAAUGAUGGAAAAACAUUCAGAGAAGAGCAGUGUGAAGCUCACAAUGACCUCUCCAAGUCUCCAUUUGGCAGUGGGCCUGCAGUAGAAUGGACGCCUAAGUUUGCAGGCGUGUCUCCCAAAGAUCGUUGCAAGCUUGUGUGCCGUGCUAAAGGCACUGGCUAUUUCUUCGUAUUAAGUCCUAAGGUAGUUGACGGCACAUCAUGCAGCCCUGAUUCGACCUCCAUCUGUGUCCAAGGUCAAUGUGUAAAAGCCGGUUGUGACCGCAUCGUUGGUUCCAGCAAGAAGUAUGACAAGUGUGGAAUUUGUGGUGGGAAUGGAUCCACUUGCAAGAAAGUUUCGGGCACCUUUAUUAAUGCGAGACCUGGUUAUCAUGAUGUUGUUACAAUUCCUGCGGGUGCAACGAAUAUUGAGGUUAAGCAACGCAAUAACAGAGGUUCAAGACAUGAUGGCAGUUUCUUGGCUAUCAAAGCAGCUGAUGGCUCUUACAUUCUCAAUGGCGAUUAUACAUUGUCAACCUUGGAACAAGAUAUUACUCAUAAUGGCAACAUACUGAGGUACAGUGGUUCCUCUGCUUCAUUAGAAAGGAUCCGUAGUUUUAAUCCUCUUAAAGAACCAAUAACCAUCCAAGUUCUUACAGUGGGCGAUUCACAUCGUCUGAAAAUUAAAUAUAUCUAUUUUGUGAAGAAACCAGCCCAGACGGAGAAGUCUAAUAAAAAGAAGGAGUCGUUUAAUGCAAUUAAAGAGACAAUUAUGUCAGAAUGGGUUAUUGGGGAAUGGGGAGAAUGUUCUAAGACUUGUGGUUUGGGCUGGCAGAGAAGACCUGUAGAAUGCAAAGAUAUACAAGGUCAGCCUUCAACAGACUGUGCUAAUGAACUCAAACCAGAUGACGUUCGGCCAUGUGCGGACACACCAUGUCCUCAGUGGCAGCUGGGAGAUUGGUCUUCCUGUUCUAAGACAUGUGGAAAGGGUUUCAAAAAGAGAUUUCUAAAAUGCGUUUCCUAUGAGGGUAAUAUUUUGCCUCAUGACAGCUGUGAUUCUCUAAAAAAGCCAAAACAUUUGAUAGAUUUUUGUACUAUGUCCAACUGUAGUUAGACAGCAUCUGACUUUCAAAAUGUUUUUUAGGCUCAUUCAGAUAAAAGCAAUGUGCUGUAGGCAUGAAGACAGGUCGAGUGUGUAUAUCACACAUGUAAGCCUAAGGAUGGAAAACUAUUGGAAGGGAACAGCACAAAUAUCUGCUAGUAGUUGUGCACCAUUCAGUGUAUUGUAGGUUUGAAAGAAUGGCAAAUUAGUCUCACCAAAUCGUUCACAUCUAGUUUCCCUGGAGCAUUAUUAGUUCUUUCCUUAGAUGUCUGUUACAAGUUAAGAAAAAGCGAAGAAGACAAAUAUAUGAUGGCCAAAGUACAUAUUAAGAUUACACCUCAGGCUUGUCUUGUCUUCUAGGAUACCAUUGUGAAGCAUGCAGAUGUCUUUGUUUGAACUCGUAUUUGGUCAGGGUAAACCUACCUCAGUUAGGAAGGGAAAAAACCGGGAGCAGAAAAGGAGCUAUAUUGAUUAAUGGCUGCUAUUGUAUCAGUAUAUUUUUUAUAGAAAUAUAAAGCCAUAUUCUCCCUCUUUGGACAGGCUAGGUAGACCAAGUACGCUCAAGCAAUACAAAAAUAUUCAGUUUAUAUUUGACAUGAUUUUCCUGUAAUCAGGCGAGAUUAUGUCUUAAACUCAGCUAAAGAAUAUAUUGCUCAAACUUUUGAGCUCUUCUGUCAUCCAUAAAAAUGGAAAUAAUGUUCCUAAAUGUUGGCUAUUAUUGAGUAUAUAGUAUAUUGUGUACAUAGAUAUCUAAACAUGUCCAAUACAAUAUGGAGAUAAAAUGGCAUACAGUUCUGAGGAUAGCAGGUUUAUCCACAGCUGUUCCAAAGCAGCCAUAUAUUGAGUGUCUGUUUUGGUUUAUAGCCUGAUUGAGAAUAUGACUUUAUUAUGUAAAUAGUAAAUAUACUUCAUAAGUAUUGUUUUUCUUCCCUUCUGUGAAAGGGUACAGUUUUUUCUGAAUACAUUUAAUGAACAUAUUUAUUUUUAUACAUUGUCUGAUUAUAUAUUAAGUUAUCGCUUUUUUUUGAAAAGUGCAUAUAACAGAGUAUUUAUGCAGUAUUAUAUGUCAUUAGAAAUAAUAAAACACUUUGAAAUAA